AUGGGGUGCACACCGUCCCACAGCAUUAUCGUCAACAGCGUUGCCAAGAGUGGCAUUCAGUUUUUUAAGAAGCCCAAAGCACUUCUGCCAGGAUGUCAGCGGGGCAGCCAAAAAUGUCCCAUCCCUUUGCUGGUUCAAAGCUCCACCUUCUGCGACCCUGGUCGGGAGCUGCACCUGGGACAGAGGUCAGCGGAGGAGCCAGCAAGUUCCAAGAAGCCCCAAACCAUGACUGAAGGUCUUUGUCAGCUCGUGAAAGAUAGGAAAGGACUGAUUCCAGAAAGGCAAAGAUUUCAGCUGAACGAAUCACAAAGCCGUGCAGCUACGGACAUGUCCUUCAGGACAGAAGGCUCCCAUGGGAUACAAGAAGCAGAUUUUGCUGAGCAAAAGAAUGAGGAAAACAUUCCCCAGGGGACCUCAAAAUGGGACAAAAAGCCAGUGUGCCAUCAGUCAGACAACCAGGGCCACUGCUACCAAAUUUCUCCCGAGUCAAAAGGCAAAGUGGACUUCCCCGAGCCCCUGGUAAAGGCCCACCAGCACGCUUAUGCCUAUCUGCACACCAGCCUUUCCAGAUACGAAGCGAUUCUGCGUCUCGUCCAGCAGGCCAGCCACACCCGGGAGCUGUUGCAGCCCAUGCUUAGCUUCCUGCUGCUGUGCUCCGAGGAGGCCAACCAGCUUCUAGCAGAAAUCUCCCAAGAUGGAGAAGGCCUCCUCCAGGAAGUUAGAGGGGAUCUGGCCUGGCCAUCGGGGAAAGGCGAGCCCUGGGAACAGCCAGACCUCCUACAACAGCUGCUGCAGUAUACGGUCACCAAGCUGCAGGUGGUCCACGGCACAGUGGCCGCCCUCACUGGGGGCUUGCUGGAGGGUUCCAGCAGCUACCUCAGCUCCACUGCUAGCCACCUGGAGGGUAAGCUGAGCACCAAGAGAGGUCUAGACGAAUGCCUCCUGAGAGCCCUGGGACAACUAGAGAGCCUGACCACUGGCCAUGGUGACCCUGGGCUGCUGGGUCCACCCUUGUGCUCUGAGGACAGUGGCAUCGGGGCUGACAAUGAGUCUGUGCAGUCCACGGAGAAGCUGGGCAAGCAAACUAGCUGGGAUUUUGCAGCCGAGUCUGGAGAAUGGAAGCCAGGGACUGCAGCCCAAGUGGAAGCCAGGCUGCCAGGGCAUGCCUGGCAGAAAGGUCCGUAUUGGACAGGUUCAGACAGACACCAAGACUGUCCACUGUCGAGGCCUGGGAUAGCCAAGGUUCAGCCUGCAGCACAGGAUAAAGCCAGGAGUUCUGGUGCCUCCAACACAGGCCCGGAAGUAGUCACCUCCAGGCCUCCAGAGGCUGCCCAAAGCAUUCUGCGGGAUUCCCUGGGGGUUGAGACCCCUAUGCCAACAUGUUUUUCUCAGAGCUCUGGAUUGGUGGAUGCUUCAUCCCUGAGCGAAGACGAGGACAGCAGCCCGGAGGAGGAUGAUGAUGUUAGCCCCAGGGAUCUGCACUCUGAGCAACAGAGAGCAUCACCUUCAAGACCACGGUCCUCACCUGCCACGCGGGAAAGCCUGUUCCAGCCAUACUCCAGGAAGCUUAGGGGCCCCCAGGCCCAGGAAAUGAUUCUGAAGAUGAAAGAGGCCAUCAGUGAAAGGAUCAAGUUUGUCCCUGUGCCUUCCAGACCCCAGGACUGGGCUGAGGAGGAGGAGGGGAGAACAAUGGUCCCUCCAAGACCUAACACAGCCAGUGGCAGCAGACAGAGCCCCGAGAGACAAAGGAGGUCACAAUCGGAGGGAUGUCUUAAGAGCCACAUGGAAGACCCCACCCUCCAGGAGCUGAGGAGGGUCCAGACAGACCUCAGUCGGAGGCUGGAGGUAUUUUAUGCCCUGGGUGCCACACGUCAGGGGCAGAACAGGGAACAACUUCUGCCAUCCAGGGCAUCAGUGCUGUGGCCCCCUUCCAACUGCAAGGUGAGUCCCAGUAGUGCCAUGGGCAAGUUCAAGGCCUCCCUCACCAAAAAUUUCGGCAUUCUGCCCAAUCAAGACAAGAGCAUCUUGCAAAGAGGUAGUCACUUCCCUGGCCGUGACCAGCCCUGCCAGGAGAUGGCUGAGAAGCUGCCAAAUGCCAUCUUUUGUGGUGAGAAGAACAGUAGCGUUCCCAGGGACACUGAAUGGGACAUCAGGGGCUGUCCCACCAGAACAUCGGUGAAGAAGCUUAUUGAGACCUUCAGUCCCAAUGAGAGUCUGAGGGCGCCAAGGGACUCCAGGAAUUUGGGGCCAAGGCCCUGUCUCAGGAGGUGGGGGGUCCCUGCCAUGCCGCCCAGAUUUCCUAUAUACAGGGGGCUAGCCCCUCUGUAUCCUAAGCCCCAAAUUUCUCCAGCAGUAGGCAGAGACCCUCUCAAGGUAGGCAUGGGCUGGAGGCCUUCCCCACCCUUUCCCUCUCUUCCUCCGGCAGAAGCAUCCAAGAGCGAAGACUUCAACUGUGACGAGGGGCCAGACCUAGAGAAUCUCCCUCCGCCACCUCUGGAAAUCCUGAUGGACAAAUCAUUCACUGCUCUGGAGGACCCAGAGGGCAGCCAGCCAGCAGAGAGCUCUAUAGAAGAGACCCUGGUACCAGGGCUGCAAGAAGCUAGCGCUCCGAGAAAAACAUGGGCUUCCCCAAAGCUAAAAGCUUCCAUGAGCCCCAAGGACUUGCUCCCGAGCAAGGGCACUGGCAGCUCCCUGACGCUCCACGGCACCGGGCCAGGGAUCACGAGGAAUGUGGGCAAUUCCAGAAAGCUGACCUUGGACCUGAACUGCCAGCAAACCGUGAGCCUAAGCCCAGAGGCAGAGGGUGGGGGGACUCAGAUUCAUGCACAAGCAGAGAAUGCGGCAAGCUUUUCGGAGCAACCCCACAAGGCAAUGCCCUGGCACCACACUAACCCCACAUCUGGGCAAAGCAGGACCUUGGAACCCAGCCCGGCCAGACCUUCCCGAGGUCCACACUCUGCAGAAGCAUCCAGGAAGGGCCCAGAGAGAAGCCCUCCAGGAUUCAGAAAAGCCUCUCCCACCAGAGCACAGCGGGACUCCCAAGGAGAUAGGAAGCUGCAGAGCGCGCCCCCUUCUCAUGGACUGUCCCAGCCAGGCCUCCCUGCUGUUCUCAGCUCCCCCAGCCCACCUCUGAGCCCCAGGACACUGAGCCCCCCAGCCACAAAGAAGCCAACUUCCCCACCUUGCCAGUACCCGCAGCCCAACCCAGCCCAGGCGAGCCCUCCUGUCCAACCAACAGAAACCAACACCCCUUCCUCUGCCUCCUCUUCAUCCCCCUCAGCGUCUCCCUCUCAGGGGUCCAAGGAGACAAGUCACUCUGAGGAUGGUGAAGCCAUCACGGCUAAAGCACCUAGGAACACGUGUUCCAUAUUCUGCCCAGCCCCCUCCUCUCUGGUCGAGGCUAAAUCAUCAUUCUCAAUAUCCCCUCCACGGACGCUACCAGAACCGGGGGGCCCUUUGAGGACCCCAACAGAAGGCUGUAGGGGCAGCUCGGGGCCACAGCUGAGGGCAGAUUCGCAGAGGAGACCAGCUCAGAGAGCCCUCAACCCUCUGCCUUUCGUCAGAAGGACAGCUUCAGACCGCCUGCGCCAGCAUGGUGACCCACUCCAGCUGCCCGGCUGCUCUUGGGAAUCCCAUCCCUGCCAAAGCAGCAGCAGCAGCAGCAGUGAGGAGAACUCCAAGCAAGAGCCCCCAUCCUGGAACAACUCCCGGGCCCCAGAAUUCCAGGGCAGCGGCACCAAGUGGGCAUCGCCUCUGGAGCUCUGCGUGCUGGGCCACGGGCUGCAGCCAGAAGCCCGCAUCGGCCGCAGCCAGGACAGAUCCCAGCCAGAGUCACAGCACCAGCAGAAGGAAGUGGCCUGACAUGUGGUCCAUGGGGUCACACGGAUGCCAGUCCCCCUAGAACACAUGAAGUAGUCCUGAGGUGUUCACUCGGCUCCGUGGAUGGUGGGUAAACCAACUCGAACUGGAGUGUCUGGGCAAGACCUUGAAGACGCCCUGCUUAAGGGUCUGCAAAAUCUUAAGCAACAGCUGGGUUCCCGUCACAGCAAAGAUGUUGCUUUGCCUUGGGUUUGAAUGGUAAUGGAUACUUUAGAGCCCACAAUGAUACCCUUUAUCUUUUCAAGAGCUGGCCUUAAUGAGAAGAAGGAAAAUACACUCAUGCUUAGAGGGGUGUGUGUUUUACAAGAUAACCAGUGAUGGUCACCACAUCAUUUUAACCACAGCGAUGAGUGAAGUAGUGCCCUCUGGACAAGAAAACCAAAGGUGUGGGGGAGCCCCCCCCAUACACAAGGAUCUUGCUGGAGUUCAGACAGAUGUAAGAACAGAGCACAAACAGGUUCGAUGUGGGUGUCCUUAGACUCUGCAUUCUUAAUGAAGAAUAUUUCAUUGCCUUUGAUUAUUCUAUCUCUGUACCUGCCUACAGCAUAAGACAUUGUACAAACAGUAGGAAGAGCAUUGUUUUUAUUUGUUAAGGUUAAAUAGUAUGAUGGUUCAUGUUGUCCACGUGACGGAAUCCAGAACCACUGAAGAGUCUAGCCUUUGGUCGAGUUCAUUGAGGUAGGAAGACCCACCCUACUAUGAUUGGCCCCAUUCCAUGGGGGUGGAGGGUGAGGUCAGAGGAUCCUGAACUGCAGAAAGAGGAAGAAAACUACCUACCAGCAUUCAUUUCUUCCUGCUUCCUGACUGUGGAUGCAGUGUGACCAGCGACCUCCGAUUCCUGCCAUGACCACGACGGACUGCAUCA
Messenger RNA from Peromyscus eremicus (cactus mouse), 4744 nucleotides. It is a transcript of the gene Pcare, whose product is annotated as photoreceptor cilium actin regulator. The record is from RefSeq and is a predicted model, not a curated record. The coding region runs from base 1 to 3861 and encodes 1286 amino acids. Gene Ontology annotation, biological process: protein localization to photoreceptor outer segment; photoreceptor cell outer segment organization. The transcript has 2 exons. Lineage: Eukaryota; Metazoa; Chordata; Mammalia; Rodentia; Cricetidae. Gene Ontology annotation, cellular component: photoreceptor outer segment; photoreceptor inner segment.